AUGCAUGCUAAUUACUCAUUUGAAGGCUGUUUCCAUCUUUUUCAGCCGUCCCUGGUUAAUACUUAUCUCAGCCGUCCGGAGCUUUGUCCGACCAAAGAAAACGUCACUUCGCUUGACAACGCUACACUUCAAUUCGGUCCCUCGACCUCAGGCUUAGUCCUACCAUCUUCCAUCUCUGUAUCCUGUUACCAGUCCUGUUCAUCUACUGUUUCUUACUGCAUAACUAAGCCUGCCUCAGAUUCCAAUAAUAAUGCAGCUUUCUCUGUGGCCUACACUGGAGCCUGUCCGAGGCACUUAGUGGACGCCUCUCUGCUAGAUUCAGGCAUUGACCCGUCGGUGCCAAGAAGCUCAGACCGGAAGGCUCCAGAGAAAAGCAAAGAACAAGAAGACCAGAUUUCCAGUCCACUCAGCUCUUGGUCCCGGAAGCAGAAGCAGCAUAAUCACGAUCGUGGUCGCCACCGUCUGCAACAUGUGUCUACAACGCCGGAGCAUCCAUCCAUUAUGGCCCGAUAUCAUGGUACACCACUUCCGCCUGGCAUGCCUUCGACUGUUGAGAGGUUUGAUGAAGCGUCAGGUUCAACAACAACCGAUUUUCAGCCUGAAGUCCUGACAAGACAGGAGAUACUUUUGUCGAGCAGGAGUCAGUCUGGCUUGGUCGAUUUUGCAGGUGCUUACAGACAAACUGACAGUUCAGAUCUUCCAAUAGCGCAUGAGGCCGGAUUUCCGCCGGAAGCAUCGUUGCAAUCGCGGCAUCCUCAACUGGGCGUAGUCUCUUCGCUUCCAACGGUAGUCGCACAGUCCAAGUCAACUCCUCGAUCUCCUUCGCAGAGGCCACCGCCUUUGCCACCGCGGCUUCGGACAGCCAGAUGCCUGGAGGCGGGAUAUUUUGUACCUUACCGGCUGGUAGAUGAGACGAUGGGGAGAACUGAGCAAGCGACGCGGAUUCCUGAUCCUUUGGCUUCCUGGUUGGCCAACAGAGACGGUCUUCAGUCGAGCAGAGAUAGCAGAGCCACAGAUUCCGGACUCAGUGCUAUAGUUACCAGAGCGCUUGUAAUACUUCUCAUCGGGGAGGAACUUGACUUUCCACUUCUCCAUGGUCUCAUCAGCAUCCCCAACGGAAAUCUAACCCGGGCUGUUCAAAGUAUAGUCUCGAGUUCGAGUCCACCUGGGGGUGCUGAUGAAGCCAAGGCAAAGUCGAAACCGCCGUUCAGUUCAGCCUGGAAGAGAAUACAUUUUGAGAAGUCAGGCUACGCAAAGUUCAAUUGA
Molecule: messenger RNA, 1266 nt
Organism: Protopolystoma xenopodis
Lineage: Eukaryota; Metazoa; Platyhelminthes; Monogenea; Polystomatidea; Polystomatidae
Source: the annotation of a GenBank genome assembly